This is a messenger RNA of Stylonychia lemnae, 669 nucleotides long. Lineage: Eukaryota; Ciliophora; Spirotrichea; Sporadotrichida; Oxytrichidae. The record is from the annotation of a GenBank genome assembly.
AUGGCUUUUAGAAUCUCAUCUGGUGACUUCCAACUAGAUGAUUAUCAUAAUUAAGGUGAUGGAUUAGUAAUAUUCACCUGGAUUAUCUGGUUAAUUGCAGUCAUGACUUUGAAUAUUGUAUUCAUGAAUUUUAUAAUUGCUGUGAUCUCAGAAUCGUAUGAAAGAGUCAUGCAGAAAUUGGUGGCUGAAUCAUACAGAGUUAAAGCACACAUGAUAGUUGAGAGAGAGCAGCUCUUUAAUAUUAAUGAAUUGAAAAGAAGUGAUUAUUUCCCUAAAUAUAUUGUUGUGAGAAGAGCUUUAAAUACAGAGGUAAAUGAAGGUGGGGAAUGGUAAGGAUUCAUUAAAGAUCUUAAAUAUACCAUAAGAACAACAGUCGUGAAGUCCAGAUAAGAAAUUAUUUAAAAUCUUCACUCAAUUUAAACUUAGAAUAUUCAGAAGCUAGAUGAAGUAUAAAAACAGAAUUCGAAGAAUCUUACCAAUGAAGCUCUUGAUGAAAAAAUUUCCAUUUUGUAUUCGAAACUUGAUAAUGCUGAGGAGAAUAGUAAAAAUGAGUUUAGCCUAUUAAAAGGAGAAGUUAAUGGGCUUGAUCAUAAAGUUCUUAAAAUUUAAGAUGAUAUGGAGUUCAUUAAAACUUCCUUGACAAAAAUUCUUCAAAAAUAUAAUCAGUGA